CAGUGGAUCAUGGAUCAACAGAAAGAGCCUAAGAUGUCGGCUCGGUCAUGUUAUCAGCUGUGUCCAAUCACAGCUGAUCAUAUGGAACAUGUGCACUGAUCAUCAGGGGACUGAUGAUCAGUGUGCUCUGAUAAUCUGUGUAGCCCCAGCAGUGCCACCUGUUAGUGUCAUCAAUGCCACAUGUCAGUGCCCAUCUGAGCUGCCUAUCAGUGCCAGUCAGUGCCACCUAUCAAUAUCAGUCAGUGCUACCUAUCAGUGCUGCCAAUCAGUGCCAGUCAGUUCCACCUAUCAGUGCGCAUCAGUGCCGCCUAUCAUUGCCCGUCAGUGCUGCCUAUCAGUGCCAGCCAGUGCCACCUAUCAGUGCCAUUCAGUG
Staurois parvus is the source of this 373-nucleotide messenger RNA. The record is from the annotation of a GenBank genome assembly. Lineage: Eukaryota; Metazoa; Chordata; Amphibia; Anura; Ranidae.